This is a messenger RNA of Drosophila mauritiana, 942 nucleotides long. RefSeq lists its product as uncharacterized. The record is from RefSeq and is a predicted model, not a curated record. The transcript has a single exon. The coding region runs from base 122 to 793 and encodes 223 amino acids. NCBI's taxonomy places the organism in Eukaryota, Metazoa, Arthropoda, Insecta, Diptera, Drosophilidae.
UUCAAGUAGUAGUCAAACCAAACGAACCAAAUCGAGAAACGAAUACACAGCUAGAUACUUUCUCAAAAUCCAAAAUUUAAAAAUUAUCCAUAAUUGAAAAAUUAUCAAAAAUUUGUAAAUAAUGAUUUAUGCAAUCGUGGUACACAUACUGUCCCUGCUGGUGGGCUGUUUCUAUCCAACAUUCGCGUCCUACAAAAUCCUGAGCAAUCAGAAAUGUAGUGACAAUGAUCUUCGCGGGUGGUUGAUCUACUGGACUGUCUAUGGAGUUUUUGUGGCUUUUGAUUAUUUCACUGCGGGUCUGUUGGCAUUCAUUCCAUUACUAAGCGAAUUCAAGCUGCUUCUCUUGUUUUGGAUGUUGCCCUCUGUGGGCGGCGGCAGUGUGGUGAUUUACGAGGAGUUCCUGCGAUCCUUUAGCUGUAACGAAUCCUUCGACCAGGCCCUGGGACGUAUCACCUUAGAAUGGAGAGAAUUGGCCUGUCAACAAGUUUGCUCUGUUCUUAGCCAUUUGAUGAUCUUGGCAGAUCGCUAUCUCUUGCCCCGCGGACAUCGUCCUGCCCUCCAAAUAACGCCCAGCAUCGAGGAUCUGGUCAACGAUGCCAUUGCCAAGAGGCAGUUGGAAGAGAAGCGGAAACAGAUGGGUAACCUAUCAGAUACCAUCAACGAGGUUUUGGGAGAAAAUAUCGAUUUAAAUAUGGAUCUGCUGCACGGAUCCGAAUCUGAUUUACUGGUCAUCAAUGAGCCUAUUUCCAAGCCCAAGGAGAGACCUCCAAUACCGCCGAAGCCAAUGCGUUAGCCGUCAUCGACCAACCAGCAAGAAAUGAAUCUUUCGUAGCAGUUUAUGCAACAUCAAUUGAUGUCCUCAAUAUGUCAGACAGAAGUUAUCAAGGUUCAAAGCGUUCGAAAAGCAUACAUCUCAGAAAUAAAGUUUAUACAAAAAAAGCA